Laccaria bicolor S238N-H82 is the source of this 345-nucleotide messenger RNA. RefSeq lists its product as uncharacterized. Gene Ontology annotation, biological process: translational initiation. Gene Ontology annotation, molecular function: RNA 7-methylguanosine cap binding; translation initiation factor activity. The transcript is spliced from 2 exons. The record is from RefSeq and is a predicted model, not a curated record. Gene Ontology annotation, cellular component: eukaryotic translation initiation factor 4F complex. The annotation marks the transcript as partial. NCBI's taxonomy places the organism in Eukaryota, Fungi, Basidiomycota, Agaricomycetes, Agaricales, Hydnangiaceae.
GUCGAGUCUUUCUGGUCACUGUCGACCCACCUCGCUCCCCCCUCGGCCCUGCAACCCACAACCGACUACCUUCUCUUCCACUCGGGCAUCCGCCGGCCCGUAUGGGAAGACCCGCUCAAUCUCUCAGGGGGAAAAUGGAUUAUCAGACUAAAGAAAGGUGUUGCCGACCGUAUUUGGGAAGACCUCGUCCUCGCUGUUAUCGGGGACCAGUUCGACGGAUAUGCGAAUCGGGCAGAGUGGCCUGAAAUUUGCGGGUGUACGAUUAGUGUGAGGCAGAGCGAGGAUAUUGUGAGUUUGUGGAACAGGGUCGAUGGGGAUGUCAAGGUCAGAGAGAAGAUCAGGUGA